Messenger RNA from Anopheles nili, 1410 nucleotides. RefSeq names its product protein 60A-like. Gene Ontology annotation, cellular component: extracellular region. The coding region runs from base 1 to 1410 and encodes 469 amino acids. Gene Ontology annotation, molecular function: growth factor activity; cytokine activity. The transcript is spliced from 3 exons. Lineage: Eukaryota; Metazoa; Arthropoda; Insecta; Diptera; Culicidae. Gene Ontology annotation, biological process: SMAD protein signal transduction; BMP signaling pathway. The record is from RefSeq and is a predicted model, not a curated record.
AUGAUGCACGGCGGCAGCAGCAGCAGUAGUACUAGCAGCAGUAGCAGCUUCAGCUCGACCACGGGAGAAGAUGCACUCGCGAAUUUCGGGCACAAACGUUCAACCGAUCCGGUGUACUCCAGCGCGCUCGCGUUCGUCAUCGACGCCCGGUUGGUAGGUUCGUCUGGGUUUUACAUCGAUAACGGCGUUGAUCAAACCGUCCGGCAGAAAAGCGUCGAAUUGGCCGAACGACAAGAGAUCGAGCAUGAAAUACUGGAUCUACUUGGGCUUCCCGAUCGUCCCAACAAGCAGCACGUUCAUCCAUCAUUAAGAAAAUCAGCUCCCCAGUUCCUGCUCAACAUCUACCAUAAGUUUACAGAGGAAUCGAACGGUGGAGGUCGAUCCGGUCGUCGGAAGCGGUUUGCCGAUGGCAGCAAUCUGUUCACAAUCGCAGACGAGCGAGCCAUCGGGGAGAGUGAUGUGAUCAUGUCGUUCCUGAACAAGGCAAACCGUCACCUACCGAAGAUCCGCCAUCAUCGGGGUGGUCAUCGACUGUGGUUUGACACGGCGGAGCUUGGAGCCGAUCCAAGUCAGCAACUGCUGUACGCGAGCCUGCGAGUGUACAAAAAUCGGACCACCGGUCGUCCCUGGGAGGCUCUUGUCCGUGGCCGGCAGGUCGUAGUACGGGCUUCCCUCAUUGGAGGGUACGAUGCGAUUCGGGACAGCCAACAUCUUGAACUCAUCGCCGAACAAGCAGUUCCCUACGGGUACGAAGGCUGGGUAGAGUUAAACGCCACCCAGGCCAUGCAACGGUGGAUCGUCGAGCGAAUACCCAACAAAGGCGUGUUCGUGGAGGCGUACUAUGCAGAGAGUCCUCGCAAAGCGACCUUCCCGCACGAGGUUGGGUUGGUCCUGUCGAACCGAUAUGGUCGCUACCAGCCCUUCCUUGUGGGCUAUUGCAAAGGACCUGAACUUCUGCAUCCAGCAGGAACAACCGAAGUUGCGUCUAGUCGUUCCAAGCGCAGCAUCAAGCGGAGUAAGCCCAGCACCGGCAGACGAACGGAUCGCGUACGAAAUCCGUUCCUGGAGCGAUUCGGUGGAGGUCCCGGCCAGCAGAAGAGCUGUCAGAUUCAGACGUUGUACGUGAGCUUUCGGGAUCUAAAUUGGCAGGAUUGGAUCAUCGCCCCGGACGGGUUUGGGGCGUUCUUCUGCUACGGCGAGUGUAAUUUUCCGCUUAACACGCACAUGAACGCGACGAACCACGCGCUCAUCCAGACGUUGGUACACCUGAUGCAUCCGACACGUGUCCCAAAGCCAUGCUGCGCCCCAACCAAGCUCAACCCCAUCUCGGUGCUGUAUCACAUCGAUGACGCCAAUAUCAACCUGAAAAAGUACAAGAACAUGGUCGUAAAGAGCUGCGGGUGUCUGUAG